Mustela lutreola (European mink) is the source of this 2404-nucleotide messenger RNA. RefSeq names its product queuine tRNA-ribosyltransferase catalytic subunit 1 (gene QTRT1). Gene Ontology annotation, molecular function: tRNA-guanosine(34) queuine transglycosylase activity. Gene Ontology annotation, cellular component: cytosol. The coding region runs from base 38 to 1249 and encodes 403 amino acids. Lineage: Eukaryota; Metazoa; Chordata; Mammalia; Carnivora; Mustelidae. The transcript has 10 exons. The record is from RefSeq and is a predicted model, not a curated record.
AGAGUGAUGCAGUGACCACGUGGUUCCCUUAGCUAAAAUGGCGGCAGCAGUCAGCCCGACGUCUCUGGAGUCGGCCCCACGGAUCAUGCGGCUGGUGGCGGAGUGCAGCCGAUCCAGGGCCCGGGCAGGGGAGCUACGGCUGCCGCACGGGCCGGUAGCCACUCCGGUGUUCAUGCCAGUGGGCACGCAGGCCACUAUGAAGGGCAUCACGGCCGAGCAGCUGGACGCUCUGGGCUGCCGCAUCUGCCUGGGCAACACCUAUCAUCUGGGUCUGAGGCCGGGCCCCGAGCUGAUCCAGAAAGCCCACGGUCUCCACGGCUUCAUGAACUGGCCCCACAAUCUACUGACGGACAGCGGCGGCUUCCAGAUGGUGUCUCUGGUGUCCCUUUCCGAGGUGACGGAGGAGGGCGUCCGCUUCCGUUCCCCUUACGAUGGCGACGAGACCCUUCUGAGCCCGGAGAAGUCCGUGGAGAUCCAGAACGCUUUAGGCUCGGACAUCAUCAUGCAACUAGAUGAUGUGGUCAGCAGUACUGUGACAGGGCCACGCGUGGAGGAGGCUAUGUACAGGUCCAUCCGCUGGCUGGACCGGUGCAUCGCAGCCCAUCAGCGACCAGACAAGCAAAACCUCUUUGCCAUCAUCCAGGGUGGUCUAGACGCGGAUCUCCGGACCACCUGCCUCGAAGAGAUGACCAAGAGGGACGUGCCGGGCUUCGCCAUCGGGGGCCUGAGCGGGGGCGAAAGCAAGGGCCAGUUCUGGAGGAUGGUGGCGCUGAGCACCUCAAGGCUGCCUAAGGACAAGCCUCGCUACCUGAUGGGGGUCGGCUAUGCCACCGAUCUGGUGGUCUGCGUGGCUCUCGGAUGUGACAUGUUCGACUGCGUCUUCCCCACGCGGACGGCGCGCUUUGGCUCAGCUUUGGUGCCCACCGGGAACCUGCAGCUGAAGAAGAAGCAGUAUGAGAAGGACUUCCGGCCCAUAGACAACGACUGUGCCUGUCCCACCUGCCAGAAGCACAGCCGGGCCUUCCUGCACGCUCUGCUGCACAGUGACAACACGGCCGCCCUGCAUCACCUCACCGUCCACAAUAUUGCCUACCAGCUGCAGCUGAUGAGCGCCGUGAGGGCCAGCAUCGUGGAGAAGCGCUUCCCUGACUUUGUCCGGGACUUCAUGGGCACCAUGUACGGGGACCCCACCCUCUGUCCCACCUGGGCCACUGAAGCCCUGGCCUCGGUGGGGAUCACUCUGAGUUGAUCUGGUUUGGGGGGGCAGGAGGAGAGGGACUGGGAGGUACCGAAGGAUUUUUUUUAUUAUUAUUAUUAUUCUAAUUUAGAGUGUUAUCUGUGCCUUCUUGGGAAGGUGGCCUGUCUUGGUCCUCUUCUUCUGAGUGUCCCUGUAGCCAAUGUGUCAUUGCCAUGUUGUGUCCAGUUCCAUGCCCCCCCCCCGCUCCCCCCAUUGAUAAUAAUAAUAAGUGACCUUGGCAAUAGCUGUUCUCUGGAAACCAUCUGGCGCAGCCUGGCAUGUAGGACGUACCCCAGCACAGGAGAUGCGUCCUUUUUCCCGUGGCUCAGGCCCCCCAGCCAGCCUGAGGGUGGGUACUUGUUCCCCAACUUUCCACAGGUGAGGAAAUAGGCAGAGAGGGAAAGUAGCUUGUCCAAGGUCACCACUGAGAGGAAGCCCCUGGCUCCGGAGCUCCUGCUCUGAGCCUUGACUCUUGACGCAUGGCUUAAUUUUGCUGUCAGUAAACACAGUGAUGGUGACAGUAGGUGUGAUCUAGCAGAUGCUUACGCUGUUGUUGUUGUUGUUGUUGUUUUAAGAUUUUAUUUAUUUAUUUGACAGAGAGAGAUCACAAGUAGGCAGAGAGGCACACAGAGAGGGGGAAGCAGGCUCCCCGCUGAACAGAGAGCCCAAUGUGGGGCUUGAUCCUAGGACUCUGAGACCAUGACCUGAGUAGAAGGGAGAGGCUUAACCCACUGAGCCACCCAGGCACUCCCCUAGUACUGUUCUAAGUAGUGCUUUGUGUGUUUAAUUCUUGCAACUUUGUAAAGCAUUUGUAGCUGCAGUCCCAUGUUACUGAUGAGACAGGUUCAGAGGAAUGAAGUGAGCAAAAAAAUAGGCACAUGAUCUAACCUAGAUGGGGCCAAUUAUAGAGCUGGUGCUCUUAGAAGAGAAGAUAAUGGGUUUUUAUAUUGAAAAGGUAAUCCUGUGUACAAUGUGUAGGAUCCAGUAUUCUAAUAGCAUAAAAAUGAAACUAUUUGAUCGGUUUGUGUAUUCUCCCAGAGAUUUUCCAUGUAUAUAUAUUUUUCAAGAAUGCGGGCGCCCUUUGUGUGCAAUUCUGUACCUUUUUUUUUCCCCUCUGAGUAUAUUUCAAAUUGUUUACACGUCAGAACAUGAAGACUUCCUGUCUUA